AUGUUCUCCAGCGAAGAGGAGGAAGACAACCAGAGUUGGCAGAAACGACCACGAGCGUGUGAUAUUUGCCGGAGGAAGAAAGUUCCAGGCAAUGGACCAGAAAAACCAGGAGGAGAAUGUACGAAUUGCAUCGCCACUGGUUACAACUGCACUUACCUCGAGGUCUCGACGAGACGUGUUCCAUCUAAGAAAUAUAUCGCGAAUCUGGAGAAGCGGGCAAAGGUGCUAGACGCAAUCCUUCAGCAACUAUGUCCAGAAGAAACACGUUAUGAAGAUUGGGUAAAUGCACUGGAUGAAGAUGGCAAGGACUUACGUGACCCAAGCCAGCUCUCAAAACCUCCGAGGCUCGCGAUGACGGCGACCCCCAUCGACAGAAUCACCACUGCGAUUCGUACGAUUAGCCUUCGUAAUCCGCCUUCUUGGGAUGAUGAAGUUUUGGCGUUGACUGGCCCGAAAGUUUUGAGCCCUGAGACGGAUAGAUUCUUUGGCAGAUCUAGUGGCGAGAUGCUAGCUCGCGCCGCAUUGAGCCUGAAGAGUGAAUACGCGGGUAAAAAAGGCGGUGAAACAUGGCCUGUUCUAUCUCACAGACGGGAGCAAUUUUGGACGCCUCGACCAUGGGAAAUCAAGCCUUCGAUACCAAUACUUUCCCGAUAUUCCUUCCCCGACUCCGACCUCGCCUCUACCCUUGUGGACUUAUAUUUCAAGAACAGCAAUCUUUACAUGCCCGUUCUUCACCAGCCGUCUUUCAGAAGGUCGGUUCGCGAAGGACUACAUUAUGUCGAUGAGGGCUUUGCCGCAAUAUACAUGCUAGUCUGUUCUGUCGGCGCACGAUUUUCCGACGACCCGAGAGUCCAAGUUGAAGGCUCAGACAAGAGGAAUUCCUCUGGGUGGAAGUGGUUCGACCAAGUACAGACAAUGAGGACGUCCUUCCCUGCUCCGCCCACCCUGUAUAGCAUCCAAGAUUACUGCCUUACUGCUCUGUUCGUGCACUCCACUUCCGCGCCACUCGCGCUUUGGAGCCUGGUUGGCAUCGGCAUUCGUCUGUCGCAGGAUGUGGGUGCUCAUAGAAAGGGCACGACAGACAAACCUCCAACGAUAGAACGCGAGCUGUGGAAAAGAGCAUUCUGGAUUCUCCUUAUCCUCGACAGAAUGGUUAGUGCCGCCCUGGGACGACCGUGCGCUAUUUUAGAGGAAGAUUAUGACCUGGACCUGCCCAUUGACUGCGAUGACGAAUAUUGGGAACAUGUAGAUCCUGCAAAGCGAUUUAAGCAGCCUCCAAACAAACCUUCUCUAGCAUCAGCAUUCAUCAUGCACAUUAAAAUGACACAGGUCAUGACGUACUGUAUUCGGGGAAUAUACUCCCUAAGGAAAACCAAUGCACGGCUAGGGUUGUCAGGCGAGGGGUGGAAAGCAAGAAUUGUCACCGAGCUCGACUCUAGUCUCAAUAAAUGGUUCAACUCGAUCCCUGACCAUUUGACAUGGGAUCCAGAUCGAGAAAACCUCGACGCUUUCAACCUUUCUGCCAUGCUACAUGCGAGUUACUACAACGUCCGGAUACUUAUCCAUCAUUCAUUUAUCCGAUGGCCGGGCAAGCCAUCUCCACUGCCCUUCCCUUCACUGGCGAUAUGCCUCAACGCUGCCCGCUCAUGUGCUGAGGUUGGAUACACACAACUCCAACGGAACCCAAAGGCAGCACCCCCGCCACCUGUCCAGCCAGCCGUCUUUACAUCUGCACUCAUGCUAUUGUUCAACCUGUGGAGUGGAAAGAAGCCGGGCGAGCCGUUGGAUGGAAAUGGCGAUCUGGCAAAAUUGGACAAGUGCAUUGAAGUCCUGAAAGCAGCCGAGAACCGGGGGCAGCCAUCUAGCAGCGACAUCCUGCGAGAGCUUGCCUCGUUACGGGAUGACUCUCCUGACAAUCAAACAGGCGGGCCCAGAGCCAACACUCCCUCUGAGGAUCAACUUCCAUCCAGUAAUCAAGCAGGUCACCCAUAUCGACAAUACAAAGGGCAGCUGUUCCAGCCCAUGGACAUCGACGAAUUCGACGAGUUGUUCUUCGGUCUUCAAAGGCGAAAUCGACGCUUCGAAAGUUUCAGAGCGGAGGACGCAUCUGUUAACAGUGCUGGUUCUCCAGAAGACUUACCCUCCGAUCCUCCACUCUCGAAGAUGUUUCUGGUACCAGACUUGAGCGAGAUCACAGAAGAAAGAGGCGCAUUGCAUCAGGUAUCGGCACCUGACCCAGAAUAUCGACCCAUGAACAAUCUGACUGCCCCGGAACGGCCGAAUUACAACCUACGUUUUUCGCAGCCAUUGGAUCGUUCGAACACAAGUGCUAGCCUUUUCACCGAUGCUCCCAUAGCUGCAACGGAUGGGCGACUGUUCUCGACAGCCGAUCUCGGAGGGCGAGGUUACUUGAACAACGCGACGACAAUGCAGUCUGAUGUACCAACUGGCUUUGGGUCCGGGGAUUGGGCUGCUUUUCUGGCGAGCAUGAAUUACUCUGGUGAUGGGCAAAACCCUAGUUGGCAUGAGCAUUGA
Molecule: messenger RNA, 2535 nt
Organism: Cyclocybe aegerita
Lineage: Eukaryota; Fungi; Basidiomycota; Agaricomycetes; Agaricales; Hemipholiotaceae
Source: the annotation of a GenBank genome assembly